GGUGCGAUGGCGCAGAAACCCCGUUGACAAGGCACUGCUUUUUCAUGACGGUGCGGGAUUACAAGCAUGUGCCGCCAUGCCCAGAUUCUCAUGUCACUUUUGAUGAAAAGCUAUUAUUCAAGUUGUCAUGGACGAUGAUGACGACUCCUGUCUCCUUGAUCUUAUUGGAGACCCACAAGCAUUGAACUAUUUUCUACAUGGACCUAGUAAUAAAUCUAGCAGCGAUGACUUGACGAGCGCAGGCUAUGCUGCCGCCAACUCAAAUUCAAUUUUCGCCAACUCCACUAAUGCUGAUCCUAAAUCAUCCCUCAAAGGUGUGAGCAGCCAGCUUGGAGAAGGGCCCAGUGAUGGACUGCCGCUCUCAAGUAGCCUUCAGUUUCUUGAAGAUGAACUUGAGUCUUCUCCUCUCCCUGACCUCAGUGAGGACCAGCCUUUCGACAUUCUUCAGAAAUCCUUGCAGGAGGCUAACAUCACUGAGCAGACAUUGGCCGAGGAGGCGUAUUUGGAUGCCAGUAUAGGCUCAAGCCAGCAGUUUGCACAAGCUCAGCUCCAUCCGUCUUCAUCAGCGUCCUUCACUCAGGCUUCUAGCGUUUCUAAUUACUCAGGUCAGACUCUGCAGCCUAUCGGGGUGACGCACGUGCCUGUUGGAGCAUCGUUCGCAAGCAAUACAGUGGGUGUGCAGCAUGGCUUUAUGCAACACGUGGGGAUCAGUGUGCCCAGCCAGCACUUGCCUAAUAACAGUCAGAUUAGUGGUUCUGGGCAGAUACAAUUAAUUGGGUCAUUUGGGAAUCAGCCUUCCAUGAUGACUAUCAAUAACCUAGAUGGAUCUCAAAUCAUACUGAAGGGCAGUGGGCAGCAAGCCCCGUCAAAUGUGAGUGGAGGGCUUCUGGUUCACAGACAGACCCCUAAUGGCAACUCCUUGUUUGGGAACUCCAGCUCCAGCCCCGUGGCACAGCCUGUUACCGUUCCUUUUAACAGCACAAACUUUCAGACAUCUUUGCCCGUGCAUAACAUCAUCAUUCAAAGGGGUCUUGCACCAAAUUCAAAUAAAGUCCCAAUUAACAUUCAGCCAAAGCCUAUCCAGUUGGGUCAGCAGAAUACCUACAAUGUGAACAGUCUGGGAAUCCCACAGCACCACGUCCAACAAGGAAUCUCUUUCGCCCCCGCCAGCUCGCCCCAAGGCUCCGUUGUUGGUCCACAUAUGUCUGUGAACAUUGUAAACCAACAGAACGCGAGAAAGCCCGUCACCUCGCAGGCAGUGAGCAGUUCCGGGGGCAGCAUUGUCAUUCAUUCCCCUAUGGGCCAGCCUCAUGCACCCCAAAGUCAGUUCCUCAUACCUACAAGCCUUUCUGUCAGCUCCAACUCGGUACACCACGUCCAGACCAUAAAUGGGCAACUCCUUCAGACCCAGCCGUCUCAGCUCAUCUCUGGCCAAGUGGCCUCAGAGCAUGUCAUGUUGAACAGGAAUUCUUCGAACAUGCUCAGGACCAACCAACCAUAUUCUGGACAGAUGCUCAACAGCCAGAACACCGCUGUCCAGCUGGUGUCUGGGCAGACCUUCGCCACCUCCGGAAGCCCCGUGGUAGUCAAUCACACGUCCCCCCAGAUCGUUGGCGGACAGAUGCCCUUGCAGCAGGCAUCACCAACGGUGUUACACCUGUCCCCGGGGCAGAGCAGCGUUUCCCAAGCAAGACCAGGCUUCAGCACCAUGCCCCCCGCGACAAGCAUGUCAGGACCUUCUCGCUUCCCCGCCGUCAGCUCAGCCAGCACCGCUCACCCGAGUCUCGGGUCGGCCGUGCAGUCUGGGUCAUCAGGAUCAAACUUUCCCGGAGAUCAGCUGACCCAGCCAAACAGGACUCCCGUGCCAGUCAGCGGGUCUCACCGUCUUCCAGCCUCUUCUUCCAAAUCUACCAGCACCUUCAGUAACGCGCCCGGAGCCGGCGCUCAGCAGCAGUUCUUCUGCCAGGCUCAGAAAAAAAGUUUGAAUCAGACCUCCCCCAUUUCCACUUCCAAGACGCCAGACAGCCUGAGGCAAGCGCAGAUCCCUGGACUCUUGAGCACCGCACUGCCAGGGCAGGAUUCUGGAAGCAAAGUCAUGCCAGCAUCCUUAGGAACCACACAGCCACAGCCGGAAAAAGCACUUGGAGCAUCUCCUGGCCAGCCAACAGUGCAGGUGGACGGUCACUCAGGGGGACAGAAAAGGCCUGCUGCAGAACAGCUAACUAAAGGAGCAUUCAUCCUCCAGCAGUUACAGAGGGACCAAGCCCAUGCUGUGACGCCUGACAAAAGCCAGUUCAGAUCACUGAGUGACGCGGUACAGAGACUGCUCUCCUACCACGUGUGCCAGGGCUCCAUGCCCACAGAGGAAGACCUGCAGAAAGUGGACAAUGAAUUUGAAACGGUUGCCACUCAGCUCCUAAAAAGGACCCAAGCUAUGUUGAACAAAUACAGAUGCCUGCUUCUAGAAGAUGCCAUGCGGGUCAACCCCUCAGCCGAGAUGGUGAUGAUCGAUAGAAUGUUCAACCAGGAGGAAAGGGCCUCCCUGUCUCGGGACAAGCGUCUGGCACUCGUAGACCCGGAGGGUUUUCAGGCAGAUUUCUGUUGUUCCUUCAAACCCGGCGAAACUGCGCAGGACACCCCGUGUGACCGGAGCGACCAGCCGGGCAGCAAGACAGCCAGCUCCGUCCCCUCGGCGCCCACGGGCCCCAGCAGAGACCGAGGCAAGCCGGGCCUGGCCGAGGCCGCGCGCGACCCGUUUCCUGCAGUGCCUAAUCACGUCGUGGUCUCCGCGGAGGGCAGCAUCUCCGCGCCGGCCCCGGACUGCCUGGGCAGAACCCCGAAACUCGACAAGUACCGGGGCGCGCCCGAGGAGAAGGGCGGCCGGCGGGAGCCCAGGGCGGGCGCGCGGGCGCCGUCGCCGGGUGCGGGUCCCCGCAGGGCCCCGGCGCGGCCCGACCCCGAGGGGCGCGGCGCUGGCGGCGGCCUGGGCAACUCGCACCCCGACGAGCCCUUCGCGGCGCGCGGCUCUCCAAAGAGCGAGGUUUUGCACACGGACGUCAUGAAGGGGUCGGGCGAGCCGCAGCCCGACCUCCAGCUCGGCCGCAGCCUGGAGAGCACGUUCAAGAACAUUCUGGAACUGAAGAAGGCCGGGCGGCCGCCCAGCGACCCGGCCGGGAGCGGCUCGGUGGAGCUGGACUUCCCCAACUUCUCGCCCAUGGCCAUGGCCGCGCCGCAGGAGAACUGCCUGGAGAAGUUCAUCCCGGACCACAGCGAAGGCGUGGUGGAGACGGACUCGAUCCUGGAAGCCGCUGUAAAUAGUAUCCUCGAGUGUUAAUAGCCGCCCGCCCGCCCCAUCCUCCCGCACAAGCAAACGGACGGUCGCCUGCCUCACCCGCUUGGUCCUUCGCACAGGUCGUUCUUUCUAAGCCCAGCCCUGGUCGUCGUUUAAGAGCAAUACUCGGCGCUCACCGGGAGAUCCUCCGUGACCGGUCCUUGUCCGACCGGCCCCGCGCCGCGCGCGCUGGGAAAGUGCUUAUGGCCCUCCUCGUCGUCCUUGUUCUGUUUGCGUGUUUUCUUUAACGCUCACUCAGUGAGAACGCAGUACACUUGGCCCUGGGUAAAAUUUUGACAAUCAUUAAGUCACUUGAAAAGAAUAGACUUUAUUAAAGAAAAAAUCAAACGGGACUAAUAGAAGCUACUUUUUAAAGUAUCUCACUGCAGCUCCAAAAUAGUGUUUUCUUU
This is a messenger RNA of Jaculus jaculus (lesser Egyptian jerboa), 3741 nucleotides long. RefSeq names its product BICRA like chromatin remodeling complex associated protein (gene Bicral). The transcript is spliced from 13 exons. Bases 128 to 3334 code for a protein of 1068 amino acids. Gene Ontology annotation, cellular component: SWI/SNF complex. NCBI's taxonomy places the organism in Eukaryota, Metazoa, Chordata, Mammalia, Rodentia, Dipodidae. The record is from RefSeq and is a predicted model, not a curated record. Gene Ontology annotation, biological process: positive regulation of DNA-templated transcription.